AUGAGAACUCGAGAAGCGGGACUUGGAUGGGCUAAUUUCCUUUUGGAGGUAGGUAAUGGCACGGCGAACGAUAAAGAAGGACGAAUUCAGAUUUUGAAGGAGUUCCGGUGUCAGAGGAGUAUUGUCACGGAAAUUUUUGGCGAGACGAUUGAUCCAAAUGAUACUAACCUUUGUGAACGGGCUACUUUGCCUCCCAUGAAUCUGAAUGUCAGGCAGCUAAAUAAUGAGGCCUUCGAACGACUAUGCACAUUCUGUCAGCAAGAUGAGCGCGUCUACAAAAGCGUUGACGAGGCUGUGUAUUAUGAAGGAAGCUGGGAUGAGUUGUACCCAGUGGAGUACCUAAACACGUUGGAACCCACUGGAAUGCCACCUCAUGAGCUACGUCUGAAGAAAGGUGCAAUCGUCAUGCUUCUGCGCAAUCUUGACGUUGUCAACGGUCUCUGCAACGGAACACGACUGAGAGUAGAAACCUUUGGACGCUAUGUGCUUGGCUGUCGCUUUGUUUGCGGGAGCCGAAAAAACCAGUUAGCUGUAAUACCCAGGAUUGACAACUAUUGGGAAAAGCAGCUACCGUUCCAACUGCGAAGAAGGCAAUUUCCUUUACGUCUUGCUUUUGCAAUGACUAUAAAUAAGGCUCAAAGACAGUCCUUCAAUGAAGUGGGAGUGUACUUGCCGGAAGACGUUUUCAGUCACGGACAACUCUACGUGGCUUUUUCCCGAGCAAGGACGCCAGCCGGACUGAAGGUAGGCACACUGCAUGGUUCAGUGAAGAACAUUGUGUACAACGAGGUUCUGUUAUGA
This is a messenger RNA of Necator americanus (New World hookworm), 801 nucleotides long. RefSeq lists its product as uncharacterized. Gene Ontology annotation, cellular component: replication fork. Lineage: Eukaryota; Metazoa; Nematoda; Chromadorea; Rhabditida; Ancylostomatidae. The transcript has a single exon. Gene Ontology annotation, biological process: DNA replication. The record is from RefSeq and is a predicted model, not a curated record. The coding region runs from base 1 to 801 and encodes 266 amino acids.